Messenger RNA from Knipowitschia caucasica, 537 nucleotides. Lineage: Eukaryota; Metazoa; Chordata; Actinopteri; Gobiiformes; Gobiidae. The record is from the annotation of a GenBank genome assembly.
AUGGGCAAGAUCAUCUUCUACGAGGAGCGUAACUUCCAGGGCCGCUCAUAUGAGUGCAUGAGCGACUGCUCUGACAUGUCCUCCUACCUGAGCAGGUGUCAGUCCUGCAGGGUGGAGAGCGGCUGCUUCAUGGUCUACGAGCGUCCCAACUACAUGGGGAUGCAGUUUUUCAUGAGGAGAGGGGAGUAUGCUGACAUGCAGCGCAUGAUGAGUAUGGGCAUGAUGUUUGACUCUAUUAGAUCUUGCAGAAUGAUCCCUUAUCACAGAGGCCAGUUCAGGAUGAAGAUCUACGAGAGAGAGAACUUUGGUGGUCAGAUGCACGAGCUGAUGGAUGACUGUGACAACAUCAUGGACCGUUAUCGUAUGAACGACUGUCAGUCCUGCCACGUCAUGGACGGCCACUGGCUGAUGUACGAGCAGCCUCAGUACAGAGGAAGGAUGAUGUACUUCAGACCCGGAGAGUACAGGAGCUUCAUGAAUUUGGGAAUGAGUGGAAUGAGAUUCAUGAGCAUGAGACGCAUUACUGACAUGUGCUGA